UCUUGAGAACAACUGUUCUUCAAAAAACUGUUCUUUGUUCAAUAUUUAUUACUUCACGUUGUUGAUUUUAUUUUUUACAACGACAUUAUGCUAUUUUGGCAACAGGUAGUCUAAAGUGAUAAUUAGUAAAAUGAUGUUUAAUUCAUGAGUGCUUCGAAAUCAGACAGACUCAAGUUCAUGAUAGACCCCACAAUAGCAGUCACAGUAAGGGAUGUACUGCUAGCACGUGGUUGGACAGAGGUAACAAAGGAGGGCAAUGAUGGCUGCUGGGAUGUGUACUGGUGUGACGUGGGCAUGACCCGAGAAGCCUUGGAAAUGUGCAAACACGGCGGCCACCAACGGGUACCCCACUUCCGCAACAACUCCGAGCUCACCACCAAGAACAUGCUCUUCCGCAACAUGAAGAGAUACAAACGAACCCUGGUCCAAAAUGGUAAAACAAAAGAAGCAGAGUUGUGCGAUUGUCUACCAAUCAUAUUUGAAUUGCCCGCAGAAUACCUCAUGUUUGUAGAAGAGUACCGAAAGAGUCCAGGAAACACUUGGAUUGUGAAACCUGCCCGUGGAAGCAAAGGAAGAGGAAUUUUUCUGUUCCAAAAACUGAGAGACCUGAUGGAGUGGAGGGAGCAGCAGAGGGCACAAUGUGAGGAGCAAGACAGAUUCUGGCUGAUCCAGCGAUACAUUGAGAAACCGUAUCUGAUUGGCUGGUCAUUAUUGCAGACUGAGAGACCUGAUGGAGUGGAGGGAGCAGCAGAGGGCACAAUGCGAGAAGCAAGACAGAUUCUGGCUGAUCCAGCGAUACAUUGAGAAACCGUAUCUGAUUGGCUGGUCAUUAUUGCAGACUGAGAGACCUGAUGGAGUGGAGGGAGCA
Messenger RNA from Homalodisca vitripennis (glassy-winged sharpshooter), 868 nucleotides. RefSeq names its product probable tubulin polyglutamylase TTLL9. Gene Ontology annotation, cellular component: cilium. Gene Ontology annotation, molecular function: tubulin binding; tubulin-glutamic acid ligase activity; ATP binding. Gene Ontology annotation, biological process: microtubule cytoskeleton organization; protein polyglutamylation. NCBI's taxonomy places the organism in Eukaryota, Metazoa, Arthropoda, Insecta, Hemiptera, Cicadellidae. The coding region runs from base 145 to 804 and encodes 219 amino acids. The record is from RefSeq and is a predicted model, not a curated record. The transcript is spliced from 5 exons.